UUAUAGAGAUGUCUGUCCUUUGUCUACUCUGAAUCCACCAUCUAGUUCAUUCCAUCAUGUAAUAUUGUGUGCAAUCUUUCCAAGAGUAUCAGAUAUCUUUCCUAAAUACUGCUUCCGCAUACCCUUUUGCAGAGUUUCCCAGCACUACCUACUCCAUACUCCUGUCACAAACCCCAACUCUAAACUUGACUUUCUACCACUUGGAUAUGCUUCUUUCUUUAGGAUCCUUGACGGUCCUCCUGGCCUGCAUCUCAACCGGAUACGGUCUGCAAUCACAGAUCCCCAAUGAUGCACCAUUAUCGUCCUUGAUCUCCUCCGCAAAAUCCCAUCUCGCGAAUGGCUCGCCGCGUGAUGCUCUUCUAUAUUUUGAUGCAGCCAUUUCACGGGAUCCUACAAAUUAUAUCACAAUUUUUCAACGUGGAGCAGCUUAUUUAUCCUUGGGGAAGAAUUCACUGGCUUCGGAGGACUUUGACCGGGUAUUGAAGCUUAACCCGGAGUUUGAGGGUGCUCGACUGCAACGUGCCCGUCUAAGAUCAAGGCGUGCGGAUUGGACUGGUGCGUUGGACGAUCUUGAAAAGGCUGGUAAAAAAUCAUCUACGCAGUACCAGGAGCUUAAAAUCGCACGGGAUGCUGCCCUCUCAUCACAAGAUGCGGAGAAGAAAGGUGACUGGGAUACUUGCAUCAACCAGGCAAAUGUUGCAAUAUCAAAGGCAAGCGAAGCUGUAACCUUGCGACAGACUCGCGCACACUGUCGCUUUGUGAAAGGAGAAGUGGAGGAAGGCAUUAAUGACCUCGUUCAAGUCUCACAUAUUUCACCUGCUUUGGUGGAGCCGCAUCUGCAGAUGUCAGCAGUAUUGUUUUACGCUUUGGGCGACGUUGAUCGUGGUGUUACUCAAAUCCGGAAGUGCCUGCAUUUUGAUCCCGAUUCUAAAGCGUGCAGUGGCCUUUUCCGGAGACAGAAGCAACUCGUCAAACGGUUGGACAGUUUGCGAGAAUCAAUCGACAAGCAGAAAUUUCCCAACGCUGUCAAUUUGUUGGUGGGAGCGAGCGGACAGAAAGGCCUAAUAGAUGAUGUGAAAGAAGACAUCCAGAAGGCCAGGGAAGCAGGCUUCAUAUACCCUGCGACACCCACCAAACUAUACAACUUUUUGGUUGAGAGCGCCUGCGAGGCAUACAGACAGAGCCACGUGUCCAAGAAGGCCCUCCCUUAUUGUUCCGAGUCUCUAGAACUCGAUGCGCAUUCUCUUGCUGGUCUUUUAUAUAAGGCCCAAAUUGCCAUUGGUGAGGAUAGGUUUGAGGACGCUAUAAACACACUCAAUAGCGCCAAGGAUCACCAUCCCGAUUCCAAGGAAAUAAAUACUCUUUUGCAAAGGGCACGCAUCCUACUGAAACGUUCCAAGCAGAAGGACUACUAUAAGGUUCUGGGUGUCAGCCGUGAUGCGGAUGAACGGACGAUCAAGCGUGCUUAUCGCCAGUUGACGAAGCAAUAUCAUCCGGAUAAGGCUACUGCCCGUGGGAUCCCGAAAGAGGAGACUGAAAAGAAAAUGGCUGCCAUAAAUGAAGCUUAUGAAGUGCUAUCGAACCCUGAGUUGAAGGCGCGUUUCGAUAAUGGUGAUGACCCCAACGAUCCACAUUCUCAGGGAGGCAGCCCAUUCCAGGGCAGUCCAUUCAGCCAUGGGGGUGGUGGUCAACAUUUCUUCUUCCAGCAGGGAGGACCCCAAUUUAAGUUCUCUGGGCAAGGGUUCAAUUUUCCUGGCGGCUUUCCCUUUCGGUGAAUUAUCUUUUAGCAAUUCCGACUCUGAAGUCUUUCACUCAUCCUUCCUUUCGGUGAGGGGGGUUGCUUGUGUAACUGGUUACGCAAAUUAUAGUGUUUUUUAGCGAAUUCAUUCCCUCUGAAAAUCUUUAGUUUGUUUUCUUUGUCCUUGAUGGGCCUUUUCAGUAUAGUGGGAAAUAACGAGAUAGUCACCUUUUAGUCACCUUUUCACUAACAUAAACAAGCGAAGUUACUUAUACAUCAUGCUUAGGCACUUUUUCAUGCCUCCUUCCUAACCAUUCAUUCCAAGGAGAAAAUAACAGUUUUCUAGCGCUGCCCACUGUCUUGCUCACUUUUGCGGUGCAUCUGUAAGGGGCACAUAGCUGACCUGGAAGACUUUCUCUUUGUGCACAGACCCGUCCGCCUUCUUAUCCACCACCCAAAUAUACUGCCCACCACCGAGUCCAAGCCUUCCUGCAAGGCUCCCAUUGUUCUCUGUCUCCACUGGAAUGAACAUGCGCCCUGGAGUACGAAGUUGUUCUAUAAGUACCGAGUGAAGUUGCUCGGCUGCCGCUCCAACAUGGAUUACGUCAUAUGGCGCUCCCUCCUUCCAUCCCAGUCGGCCGUCAGCUGUGAUGAAUUUCACUCUUCCUGAUUCCAGGUACUGGCGGCCAUCUUCUGACUUGCUCAUGUUUUUGUGGGCAAUUUCGACUAAUUCUUGUAUAUGGUCAAUUCCGAUUACUUGGCCGUCGGUACCCCCAACAGACGAUGGGUCCGUGAUAAGAUUAGUGAGGACAUGUGUUAGGUAUCCGGAGCCCGACCCAAUAUCAAGCACCCGUGAACCUGGUUUGAGAAAGUCAACGAGGUACUCACACGCAUGGCCGUGCAUGUGCGGAGCUGAAAUUGUGGCACCGUAACCGAUAGGCUGCGGCGAGUCCUGGUAGGGACUUGAAGGGGCAUAGUGAGCCCGGUCGACCUUGAAGUAACUCAUUUGUCAAAUCAGCAGUGCUUUUGCAUGGGCUCGCUUUCAGCAGUUGCGAUGUAUAUAAAUCACACUCGGCCAAGGUAGGGACUACAUAAAAGGCAGGAUGCGGUGGAAGAGGAUGCUCACCCGCAACAUGGCAUCUUUCACCCGUUCAUUCUUGAUGAGGCCUGCUUUAAACAGGUUCUCGAUCAACUCUGUGUUAGAUGAGCCAGAGCAGUACCACGCCAUGGACAUGGCCCUCUUUGCGAUCCGAUUCACUUUGAGGUUUGCUCCGGUGACUCUUUCUUCGGAGUUUGGGUGCAGAGGAGGCUUGUUUUCUUGGGCAGUGAUAUGGUCGCCGUUGGUAUAUAGUGGAUAUGGCACCUAUUAUUCGAUGCGUUGGGGACGGAAAGGAGGGGUCAGCUACUCCUGUAUAAAACUUUUUGGGUUCAUGUCUGUUUUCCUAGCAUCCUCAUAGCUAGGUGUCAUAGUGUGUUCAUGACGCCAUGGUCACAUAUCCAUCUCCCCACAUGACUCUACUACAUAAUGUAGUCAUGGCUCUGUCAUGUUAUACUUGUUGGUGCGUUAAUGUUCCAUGCUCUUGGUUUGACUUCUUUUGAUUUUUUUAUCUUAGUCAUAUGGUCCAUUGUACCUCCCGUCCCGGUGUAUAUGGAUGCUGUAACAGAUGAUAAUAUAUAUAUAUAUAUAGCGUAUUCACCCGUUCAUGAGACAUGAGUAUGUAAUAUAGCAUCUGUCAGACAUCCC
This is a messenger RNA of Monascus purpureus, 3482 nucleotides long. Lineage: Eukaryota; Fungi; Ascomycota; Eurotiomycetes; Eurotiales; Aspergillaceae. The record is from the annotation of a GenBank genome assembly.